AUGUCCUCGGAGGGCGCGGGGCCGGGGCUGGGGUCCGGGCCUGGGUCUCAGCCGGGGCCCCAGUCGAGUCCACUCUGCCCCGAACACGGCCAGCCUCUGAGGUGGUUCUGCCGCUCCGAGCGGCGGCUCGUGUGCGCCGCCUGCGCGGAGCUGGGCGGCCGCUGCUGGGGGCACCGCAUCCGCCGGGCGGAGGAGCGCGCCGAGGACAUGCGGAACAAGAUCGUGGACCAGUGUGAAAGGCUGCAGUUACAGAGUGCCUGCAUCACCAAGUAUGUGGCUGAGGUCCUGACAGAAAAGAACCAGAGAGCAGUGAGCAUGGCCAGUGCAGCACGAGAACUGGUCAUUCAGCGGCUGAGUCUGAUACGGAGUCUGUGUGAGAGCGAGGAGCAGAGGUUGCUGGAACAGGUGCAUGGUGAAGAGGAGCGGGCCCACCAGAGUAUCCUGACACAGCGGGUGCACUGGGCCGAGGUGCUACAGAAGCUUGACACCAUCCGCACUAGCCUGGUGGACAUGUUAACUCACCUGGAUGACCUCCAGCUGAUUCAGAAGGAGGAGGAAGUUUUUGAGAGGACCGAGGAAGCAGAGGGCAUUUUGGAUCCCCAGGAGUCAGUGAAGUUAAACUUUAACGAGAAGUGCGCUUGGAGUCCACUACUGACCCAACUCUGGGCAACGGCAGUCCUUGGGUCCUUCUCAGGCACGGAAGAUGUACGUAUCGAUGAAAGGACUGUCAGCCCCUUCUUGAAAUUGUCAGAUGAUCGAAGGACCCUGACCUUCAGUACCAAGAAGUCCAAAGCCUGUGCAGAUGGCCCGGAGCGCUUUGACCACUGGCCCAAUGCCCUGGCUACCACCUCCUUCCAGUCCGGGCUGCACGCCUGGAUAGUGAACGUCCAGAACAGUUGUGCCUAUAAGGUGGGCGUGGCCACAGGUCAGCUGUCCCGCAAGGGUUCUGGCAGUGACUCUCGUCUGGGCUACAACACCUUCUCCUGGGUCUUCUCCCGCUAUGGCCAAGAUUUCUGUUUCUCUCACAAUGGGCAGCACGAAUCCCUGGGGCUGCUGCGUUGCCCAGCGCGACUGGGUGUGUUGCUGGACUUGCGGGCACAAGAGCUGCUAUUCUACGAGCCAUCCUCCAGCACGGUGCUCCAUAUCCAUCGUGCCCCCUUCCCUGGGCCCCUGUUCCCAGUCUUUGCUGUGGCUGACCAGACCAUUUCCAUCAUCUGCUGACCUUUAGCCACAGGGAGGGCAGGUCCACCUCCCCCAAACCCUUUCAGUCUACGUUUAUACACACUGUCCUUUUCCCAAAUGUUGUUGUGUAUGUAGCAUUUCUAAGGGAAAUAGGCCCCUGCCUAUCAGGCAGCUUUAGGAGAGGUGGGGCCCAUUUCAGAUCUGGACACAGCCUUUAAAUGCUGGGUAUCUCUUGGGAACCUGCUAACUCCCUGGGCCCUAGUCUCCCAGUCCACCAUCCAUCUGCCCCUCUGAGGGCAUCUCCUUCACCACUUUCUCUCCGGCAUCCAGUAUGAUGCCUGGUGCAUUGUGAGCAUGCAAUAAAUUAUUUGGUGAGUGGGUGGACAGGUGAUGAUGGGUGGAUGUGGCAGACUCUUGGAGAAGCACUGACUUUUCCGGCCCCUGCCCUCAGCUUUGGGUAUGUAAAUGGGGUUCUCUAGCAGAAAAGCUUAUGGCUGAAGUCCCUUCAUCCCCUUACUUCAGUGCUUCUCAAUCUUUCUCAUGACGUGGCACAAAGAAAGUAUUUUUCUGGCAUACAAGGACAAAGUGGAAGGGAUUUAGAGCUCCUGAUAAGCUUCUGGCCAGAGGAUUCUGGUGGGGUGGGAGUGUGCCCUUCUCCCUCCCCCAGGGCCUGCCUAGCCACUCCAAAGACUGGGGGGAUCAUAUCUCAGGUAACCUGACUGCAACCCAUGCAUCGGGUACACACCAGUAGUAACAGGAUGAAAUUUUUCUCCUACUGCAGCUGCUGAGGGCCCCCACCUGAUGACCCCCCUCACUUCAGGUGGAGACCUGGGAUGUGAAGGCUUCAAGGCAGGGAGUAUGAGGGAGUAAGAGAGCCAGCCUUAGGAAACAUCUAUAUUAUUAAAGGUUUUAAAAGAUUUAAAGAUUUCUUCCAUGUCUUUUGUUGGUCAUGGGGUGUAUACUGUAUGCUGGCCCCACCUUUCAUCCUCCAAGUCUCACCUUUUCCAGGGGAGUCAAUGUCUUCCUCUCCCUCAUCCACAUUUGCAGAAACAAGUGGGUGGCAGCUCAGCAUAGCAGAAAGAGCCUGGAGACAAGGUUCUAGGGCCUGCCGGGAUCAGUGGGCAACAAGUAAAAUAGAGUUCACAAUUCGAGGAUAGCCACUACUCAGCUUCAGCUGUUUGUGGCCAUGAAGGAAGGUGGGUCCAGAAUGGUCAAGAGUAGAGAUUUUUCAGGAGAAGCUGGAAAAUCUAGAUUUUAAAAUGAAAUCUCUUUAAAACCUUGCUCAAUAAUUUACUUGCAACAUUGGGUGGGUCAGAUCCAGUCCACAGACUUUCUACUGGCAAUUUUUUUUUGGUUGAAAUGAUCUCUAAAG
Messenger RNA from Loxodonta africana (African savanna elephant), 2554 nucleotides. RefSeq names its product B-box and SPRY domain containing (gene BSPRY). Gene Ontology annotation, cellular component: cytoplasm. The transcript is spliced from 6 exons. Gene Ontology annotation, biological process: protein ubiquitination. Bases 1 to 1221 code for a protein of 406 amino acids. Gene Ontology annotation, molecular function: zinc ion binding; protein binding; ubiquitin protein ligase activity. NCBI's taxonomy places the organism in Eukaryota, Metazoa, Chordata, Mammalia, Proboscidea, Elephantidae. The record is from RefSeq and is a predicted model, not a curated record.